GCGUUAUCCUGCUAGUCACAUUGUGGCAAGUUGUCCAUUGCCCUGCCCUGCCCUGCCCUGCCCAGACACUGGUCAAGCGACGCAAGGGAAGGAUGUGGUUAGCUAGCAGCCUGAAAUUCUCCGCCCAUCAACUCAGUCAGCAGGAAGCAACCCGCCUAGCGCCCUCGAUCCAAGGACCUCAGAGAUUCGGCCGUCGCCACUCCGGGGCCAAGAAAUGCUCCUCCUGCUCUUCUUCUCUGUCCUCGCCGCCGUUGCCGCCUUCCUCCUCUUCAAGUUCGCCACCGUCGUCGAUGGGGACUUGACGCUCGUAUCCCGCGGUCCGCCGCUGCGGGAGAGGGUCGACGGCAAGGUCGUGUGGAUUACUGGAGCUAGCCGCGGGAUUGCAGGUGAGGUGAUAAAUUUCCUGACUGCAGUGUUAUUUUUUAGCGAGCCUUAUGCCUUUGUUAGUUCAUUGAGGAAUGGGGAGGUUCUUGCAAUGCACUUCGCAAAUUUAGGAGCAAAGCUGAUACUAUCUGCACGUAACAAGGACGCGCUUGCGAGAGUGAAAAAAAACAUCCUCAGCAAGAAUCCAGAUAGCAGAGUUGAAAUGUUACCCAUGGAUUUAUCAGCUGGUGAAGAAUCUCUGAAAGAAGUCGUACAUGUGGCAGAAUCAUUUUUUUCUAAUGCAGGCGUUGACUAUAUGGUCCAUAAUGCAGCCUUCGAACGUCCUAAACGGAGGGCUCUAGAAGAAAGUGAGGAAGGUCUUAAGGCUACAUUGAAUGUCAAUGUCUUCGGAACUAUUACUUUAACUCGCCUUCUAGCACCUUACAUGCUUGAUAGAGAGAUGGGCCAUUUUGUUGUGAUGAGUAGUGCUGCUGGAAAGGUUCCUGCUCCUGGUCAGGCCAUUUACUCUGCCUCCAAACAUGCUCUUAAUGGUUACUUUGCUUCUCUGCGAUCUGAGUUGUGUACAAAAGGCAUUAAGGUCACUGUUAUCUGCCCUGGACCGAUUGAAACACUACAAUCUUCUGCUGCAGCUUCUUCAUCGCAAACACAUUCUGCUGAGCAGAAACGUGAGAAACGUGUUUCGGUGGAACGGUGUGUUGAACUGACAAUUGUUGCUGCUACUCAUGGACUGAAAGAAGCAUGGAUAUCAUAUCAGCCUGUGCUGACUGUUAUGUACUUGGUGCAAUACAUGCCAACAAUUGGUUAUUGGCUAAUGGACAAGGUUGGUGCAAAACGGCUGGAUGCGGCCGCAAAGAAAGGGAACACGUAUAGUUGGAGUCUCAUUUUCAGCAGCAAGAAGUCAGCAUGACCAAAUUGCUCGUAGCUGCUAUCACCAUCUUUCUCGAUUCAUAUGGUCACGUGACUUAUAUUGUUGUACGCAAAAAGGUCGGCCUGAAAAGGAUCAGAUCAUGUAUAGAAACAAUAUAGUUUAGUGAAAAAUUGGACCCGUCACUAUGACCAAUAAUUAUGAUUCAGUUGUGUUAGAUUUAUUGUGUGGCGUAAUGAUGUACUGUGUGUAAUAUAUCUUUGUAAUAAGCAUAUACCCAUUUUACUCUAUUAUUAAUACAGCUUUCUACCCUGUCUAGGGCUAAAGUUUUCAUUCA
Messenger RNA from Zea mays, 1586 nucleotides. RefSeq lists its product as uncharacterized. Bases 215 to 1291 code for a protein of 358 amino acids. Lineage: Eukaryota; Viridiplantae; Streptophyta; Magnoliopsida; Poales; Poaceae. Gene Ontology annotation, molecular function: oxidoreductase activity. The record is from RefSeq and is a predicted model, not a curated record. The transcript is spliced from 13 exons. Gene Ontology annotation, cellular component: membrane.